This is a messenger RNA of Condylura cristata (star-nosed mole), 5921 nucleotides long. RefSeq names its product TOX high mobility group box family member 3 (gene TOX3). Gene Ontology annotation, cellular component: nucleus. The transcript is spliced from 6 exons. The record is from RefSeq and is a predicted model, not a curated record. Gene Ontology annotation, biological process: regulation of transcription by RNA polymerase II. The coding region runs from base 38 to 1654 and encodes 538 amino acids. Gene Ontology annotation, molecular function: chromatin DNA binding. NCBI's taxonomy places the organism in Eukaryota, Metazoa, Chordata, Mammalia, Eulipotyphla, Talpidae.
UUCUGUUUUCUUUCAGUUUGGAAAUAACAGUAACUACAUGAAUAUGGCAGAGGCAAACAACGCCUUCUUUGCAGCCAGUGAGACUUUCCACACGCCAAGCCUGGGCGAUGAGGAGUUUGAGAUCCCACCUAUCACGCCUCCUCCGGAGUCGGACGCCGCCCUGGGCAUGCCCGACGUCCUUCUGCCCUUCCAAGGCCUCAGCGACCCGUUGCCUUCCCAGGGAAGCGAAUUCACGCCCCAGUUUCCCCCUCAGAGCCUGGAUCUUCCUUCCAUCACCAUCUCAAGAAAUCUCGUGGAACAGGACGGCGUGCUUCACGGCGGCGGGCUUCUCAUGGAGCAGAACCACACGCAAGUGUCCCAGUACCGCCAGGACCCCUCCCUGAUCAUGCGGUCCAUCGUGCACAUGACGGACGCCGCCCGCUCUGGGGCCAUGCCGCCGGCCCAGCUCACCACCAUCAACCAGUCGCAGCUCAGUGCGCAGCUGGGCUUGAACUUGGGCGGCGCCAGCCUGCCCCACACCUCUCCUUCUCCUCCAGCGAGCAAGUCGGCGACUCCCUCCCCUUCCAGCUCCAUCAAUGAGGAGGACGUGGAUGAGUCCAGCAGAGCCAUUGGAGAGAAAAGAGCUGCUCCAGAUUCUGGCAAGAAGCCCAAGACUCCAAAGAAAAAGAAAAAGAAAGACCCCAAUGAGCCCCAGAAGCCGGUGUCAGCAUAUGCCCUGUUUUUCAGAGACACUCAGGCUGCAAUCAAAGGUCAAAACCCCAACGCAACCUUUGGAGAGGUCUCAAAAAUCGUCGCGUCCAUGUGGGACAGCCUUGGAGAAGAGCAGAAGCAGGUGUAUAAAAGGAAAACGGAGGCCGCCAAAAAGGAGUACCUGAAGGCUUUGGCUGCUUACAGGGCCAGCCUCGUCUCCAAGGCCGCCGCUGAGUCCGCAGAAGCCCAGACCAUCCGUUCCGUCCAGCAGACCCUGGCGUCCACCAAUCUGACAUCCUCCCUCCUCCUCAACCCUCCGUUGUCGCAACACGGAACAGUGUCAGCCUCCGCCCAGACCCUCCCGCAGUCGCUCCCCAGGUCCAUCGCGCCCAAGCCCUUACCCAUGAGACUCCCCAUGAGCCAGAUCGUCACGUCGGUCACCAUCGCCGCCAACAUGCCCUCGAACAUUGGGGCCCCGCUGAUCAGCUCCAUGGGCGCCUCCAUGGUCGGCACCGUGCCCCCCACCCAAGUGAGCCCUUCUGUGCAGACCCAGCAGCACCAGCUGCAGCAGCUGCAGCAGCAGCAGCAGCAGCAGCAGCUCCAGCAGCAGCAGAUGCAGCAGCAGCAGCUCCAGCAGCACCAGAUGCAUCAGCAGAUCCAGCAGCAGAUGCAGCAGCAGCAUUUCCAGCACCACAUGCAGCAGCACCUGCAGCAGCAGCAGCAGCUGCAGCAGCAGCUCAGCCAGCAGCAGCUGCAGCAGCAGCUCCAGCAGCACCUCCAGCUGCAGCAGCUGCAGCACAGGCAGCACCAGUCCCAGCCUUCUCCGCGCCAGCACUCCCCCGCCGCCUCCCAGAUCACGUCCCCGCUCCCGGCCCUCGGCAGCCCCCAGCCCGCCUCUCAGCACCAGUCGCAAAGCCAGCCUCAGACACAGACUCAGGCCUUGGCGCAGGUCAGUAUUUUCUGAGGCGCGCGUGUCCAGGACAGCGGCGGCCGCCGGAGCGUCGCUGGCGAGGGCCACGCGGAGACGAGCGCCAGCCGGCGGCCCGUGUCUGUCACGCAGGCCGUCACGACGGCGGGGUGGCCGAGUGCCCCUUCUGGCUGGCGAAACACCCCGUUGUUUCUCGCCAAGGAAAAGCUGUGCUCUUUGAUGUGAUGCCUUUUCUAUUUAUUCAGGCUCUACCUACAAUAUGUGAAUCAAGCCGUCUGAUGAAUCCUGGGACGUACUGACGACGGCAGACUGGCCGCUCGAGCCAUGGGAAAUGGCCUUACUGCUCCAGAAGUGACCCCGCCUCCCGCCCAGGCUCUGACCUUCCGAAGCCCUAACGAUACAAAAGCACAGUUGUAACUACCUGAGACACGGAGCUCCAGUUUCAUACAAACACUUGUAUGACGUGAAUCGUUGAUGGCAUUUUUUUGUCAUGAAAAAAAAUAAUAAUGUAAAUCUCAGACUUUUGCCAAAGCUCUUAUUUUUUUUUCCUAAAUCUCUCCAGAAAAAAAAAACAAAAACAAAAACAAAAACAAACAAAAAAAAUCACAAAACAAAACCACAACGCAAGUGAUUAGAUUCAGUUGCUGAUGCGUCUCCAUUUGUACCCAUGUCGUCUGGAAACCGAGCCACGUCUCUGUUGUUCCAAUCACGAUGGCCACUGUUAGCCCGCGGCCCUCAUUCCGAUUAGGGAAAAGAAUGUGAAUAUUAUAUUGUGUUUUGAGUGACAGGUUUCGAAAAUUAAAAACACUGUAUUUUUCAAGGGGAAAUGCACUUAAAGGAAAACAGUUAUUACAAAAGUUAAGAUUUAAAAAAAAAAAAAGCAAGAGUUUUUAUUAUGACGUAAUACCAGUAGAAUAUUUAAAAGGCGCACCACAUCCGAAUAAUCAAUGUAAAUAUUUUCUUUGGAAGUUGUAAGUUUUCCUAUGUGUUGUAAAGUUUUCAUAAAUGAGGCUUUAACGUAAACACUGGUGACAGAACCCACUCAUUGCCACGUUGCUUAUUGUGUUUUUAUGCUGUUUUAUACUUUUUUAUGAGUUAUGAUAGCAGCGAUUAAGUUGUUUGUAUUUUGCUUAACUAAAACAAAAAUGCUUUUAUCUUGCUAUAGAAUAAACACCUUUCAGUAAAAUCUGUGGACUGUAUUUUGAUGCAACCACCAGGAAACUGUUCACUUUUCAAAUAAAAUGGUCUGUCAACUCUCGCUCUGGGUUCCGUGCGUACAUGUGAGGGGGCCCGGGCCUCGGCCCGCAGCUUCGUCUGAGCCAGGCAUCGCUGGAGAUACCUCGUAGGAGCUGAGAACCCACCUCGCGUGACCCAGAGAAGCCUUUGGAGACGCUUUUCUUGUAAUUCCCUUCCUGUGAAGAUGCGCGGAUGAGGUAGGUGCCGAGGACUAAGCCACCAUCCUGCAGCUGGCCUAGACCCGGCUGGUCUGAUGUGGCCGGCGCCAUGCACAGCGGAUGGGGAACGCUGACCCUUACACCAAAAUAACCAUUGCGGGGCCCACUUCUCCCCCCGCCCCUUGCUCUGUCGGGGCCCCCUUUGAGCACAGGGUGGUUGCCAUCCCCAGUUGUCUUGCAUGAUUAAUUACAGCAUCUGUCCUGUCAGAAGCUCUAAUGAAGAGGUCUUGAUAAAAAUUGCAAAUUACCACUGGCAACAGCCUUAAACUGCUUAUGAUAAAAUGAAAAUCAAAAACAGCAAGUGUCAACCCUGACCGGAAUCCUAAUCUGGAAAAAUGGAGGGUGUGCCUCCUGGCGUCCGGAGCCGCUGUGGGCGAGACGUUCAGAAACAGUGGCGUGUGGAUUCCUCGAAGUUGUUGUUGUAUCUCAAAGAAUAUUUAUUGUAUGUUGUGGGCUAUGAAUAAUGAAUUCCAGCUUUCAAUAUUUCAUCAUCCUCUCGUAGUCUGUGUUAUGUACAAAUAUUGAACAGCAAGGGAUUCUAAUUAUAAAUUUAUAGAUUUCUUGCUGUAGAAAAAUUUAUGUCUAAAUUGAAGCUUUUCAUCAGAUGUGUUAGUUGACAGGUAUCAGUGUUCAAACGGCCUUCGAGAUGCCUAAUCGUAUGUACAAGGGGCAACUGUCUCCCACAGAGAAGUGCUUGGUCUGCAUCAGAUCCAUCGGAGGCAGAGUGGAUGCUAAAAAAGUAUUCUGUGAGUUGAAAUGGCCAUUACAUAACAAUAAGAACCAUUUUAUAUUCUGUUGUAAAACCUUUAGACAAAUGUCUUCAAAAUUAAUUGCUAAACUACAUGUGACAGUAAUUGUGUAUUAGUUCUGUAAUUGUCAUUUUGAAAACCCAUGAAGUAUUGCUUGGAAAAAAUUGUCACUAGUGAUAAGACUUAAUUGCAGGUGAAGUCUGUUUUCAACUGUUUGCAGUUAGAAGCAGGUGUUGUAACAUCUAUUAAAUGAUUUUAUAAAUCUUGGGUUUUAUCACAUUUGAUUAAAUGCUGCUAAGCCACUGACGGUCAAUUUCAAGGGAGGAAAAAAAAAAAAAGUUUGAUGACGACCGCUGAAAAAAUGAAUCCCCAGGCAAAAUUCUGUUUAAAAUGUCAAAAGGCUUGAAUCAUGGAAACAAUUCCCCCACCUUGUUACCAAAUUAUUUUUCUCAGGAUUCACUACAGUAGAUCGUGAAUCAACUUGUAUUUCAGUUUCUACAUGGGGCUGGUUCCUGUGGCUGACAUGUAAGUAAGCCCUUGGUGUGGAUUUUGGUUACUGGUCAGAAAUCAAUCAGUAUCACGAAAGAGAGGCAUGAGAAAUGUGAGGCCUGGCUAGGCUCCCUUCUUAAAAGGAGCCCAGGGAUAUGAACAAGGCCCCCGCGCCCCACCUCAGUCAUACACACCCCUGCCCUUGCGUGUGCGCAAGACUUUAUUACGCUGGCUAAACAUGUUCUCCUUUUUGCAUUAACCUGUGCCGUGCUAGGAUGAAAGAACAUAAGGACUUUUCAUUUUUAGCUGACAUGGGGUCAUUAGUUCCCGACUCUGAGAACAAAAGCUUAAAUGCCUUCGUGCGGCAUAAUUUCUGCAAUAUAUUACCACCUGACGGAGGUUUGAAGGCUUUCUAGACAGAUGGAUUAAUAUCUCAGGUUUAAGUAGAGUCCUCCGCUGCGUCCAUCAGCGGCUUUAGAAAUCUGAAUGGUUUCCUUCCCAUUUCUCACUUCACGGAGCAUUUCUCAGCACUGGACUUCGGUCUAACCUCGCCUUCCCCCCCAUCCUCUUUGUUUGGCUUUUGUUUUGCAACAGCUGUUAUUAUCGUUUUUGGUCAGCUGUGAUUGCUGGAGGCAAAAUAGGACCAGAUGGUGUUUUGCUAUGCAUGAAUGGCGAGUUAGAGGAGUUGCGAUUGAAUAGGCCAAGUUUGAAUGGUGUCUAUGUGCCACCUGCCUGCCCAGGCUGGAGCACACACAUUGCAGUAGCAUGAUCUGCUCAGACCCAGAGUCGGCUGGGAAAGUGGGGAGCUGGGGUGGGUUUUCCCCGUAGUUAUUGAUCUUCCAUGCACUCACAGAGUAAUGCAGUGUACACUCAAUUGGAGUUGAUUAGAUAUGACACAGCGUGGCAUGUAAUCUAUCACUCGAAUUCUGGGUCGCUUUAAGGAUUUCAUUGCUCCCCCAAAUAAUGUGUGUGUGUGUGUGUGUGUGUGUGCGCGCGCGUGUAAAAAAGCGGGCUAUUUGGGCACACAGAGACUCAAGUAGAGCUAGGGAUCUGGAGUUGAUGUUUUGAGAAGGGGAGGACAUUGCAGAAUGGAGUUUGUGUCAGUUGAUGCGAGACCAAGAAAAGCCGUAAUUCUGACAGGUGGACGGAGCGCUUGUCUGUAACCAGCCCUCGGAUAUCGCGUGUGUCUAAGAACCCUGUCUUACUAGAGAAGACCGUGCAGAUACACAAUCAGAUUAGAAUUCUCUUAGAAAAUAAUGCCUGCUCUUCCGCCCCGGCCGGCCCUCAAGUACAGCCCCCUUCGCUGACUGCCUGGACUAACCUUAGGGAUUAUCACUCUCCUGAACUUUAGAGUUGAUGAGCUGGUUUAAGCCAUGUUGCCUGUGAUCCUCCAGGUGUGUGGUUGUGUGUUUGUUGCCGAGGAAACACUUAACCAUGCAGGACACAUGGAGGGAGAUGUGUGGGCAGAAAGCUCCAUUUGCCUAAGGCCCUAAUUGCUUAAAUUUAUUUCUGCUCCAUGCAAAACACUGUGAUGGGUCCCAAAGGAGAUGCAAAAAUAAAUAAGGCCUUCUGUUUACUUUGUGUAUGUUUGAGAUUUUCCAUAAUAAAAGU